UGAGACUCUCAAAGAAACACCAUGGAAGAAGAGCAACCUCCGGCCAAGAAACGAAACAUGGGGAGAUCUAGAAAAGGUUGCAUGAAAGGUAAAGGCGGUCCAGAGAACGCCACGUGUACUUUCCGUGGAGUUAGGCAACGGACUUGGGGUAAAUGGGUGGCUGAGAUCCGUGAGCCUAACCGUGGGACUCGUCUCUGGCUCGGCACGUUUAAUACCUCGGUCGAGGCCGCCAUGGCUUACGAUGAAGCCGCUAAGAAACUCUAUGGACACGAGGCUAAACUCAACUUGGUGCACCCACAACAACAACAACAAGUAGUAGUGAACAGAAACUUGUCUUUUUCUGGCCACGGGUCGGGUUCUUGGGCUUAUAAUAAGAAGCUCGAUAUGGUUCAUGGGUUGGACCUUGGUCUCGGCCAGGCAAGUUGUUCACGAGGUUCUUGCUCAGAGAGAUCGAGUUUUCUACAAGAAGAUGAUGAUCAUAGUCAUAAUCGAUGUUCGUCUUCAAGUGGUUCGAAUCUUUGUUGGUUAUUACCUAAACAAAGUGAUUCACAAGAUCAAGAGACCGUUAAUGCUACGACUAGUUAUGGCGGUGAAGGCGGUGGUGGCUCUACGUUAACGUUUUCGACCAAUUUGAAACCAAAGAAUUUGAUGAGUCAGAAUUAUGGAUUAUACAAUGGAGCUUGGUCUAGGUUUCUUGUGGGGCAAGAAAAGAAGACGGAACAUGACGUGUCAUCGUCGUGUGGAUCGUCGGACAACAAGGAGAGUAUGUUGGUUCCUAGUUGCGGCGGAGAGAGGAUGCAUAGGCCGGAGUUGGAAGAGCGAACAGGAUAUUUGGAAAUGGAUGAUCUUUUGGAGAUUGAUGAUUUAGGUUUGUUGAUUGGCAAAAAUGGAGAUUUCAAGAAUUGGUGUUGUGAAGAGUUUCAACAUCCAUGGAAUUGGUUCUGAGAGUUUUUAUUUAUUACUAUUAUUUAUCAUACAUAUUUCUUAUAUUUGACUUAGGAUUGUUUAUUUGUUAUAC
Arabidopsis thaliana (thale cress) is the source of this 1018-nucleotide messenger RNA. Its product is annotated as Integrase-type DNA-binding superfamily protein. Gene Ontology annotation, molecular function: DNA-binding transcription factor activity; DNA binding. Gene Ontology annotation, biological process: regulation of DNA-templated transcription. Gene Ontology annotation, cellular component: nucleus. Lineage: Eukaryota; Viridiplantae; Streptophyta; Magnoliopsida; Brassicales; Brassicaceae. The record is from RefSeq and is marked reviewed. The transcript has a single exon. The coding region runs from base 22 to 945 and encodes 307 amino acids.